AUGAACAUAGUACACCCAUCAACAAGUAGUGUCAAUGUACAACAAAAUAGAAGAAGGUCAUCGCAAGUUGCAUUCAAUCUAGUAAGAUAUAAUUUAAAUAGAGAAGAAGAUCGUCGUAAAACUUUCGAACAAAAUGGAUGGUUCAAUCACGAAUUUAACGUUGAGUACAAAGACUUAGCAUUGCUCGGAUUUUUUUACGAAAAAUAUCCUGAUUCUGUGAGGUGUAACUUUUGCCUUUUGCAAUUAAGUGACUUCGAACCUGGCGAUGAUAUUUUACAAGCGCAUUUAACAUUUUCGCCAAACUGCCCACUUUUAAAACGUUGCAAGACUGAUAAUGAACCAAUGAAUAGUGAAAAAUUAAAUAAAAUAUUACCAAAAGUUUAUUAUGAUGAGUGUGGAUGGAAAAGAAAGAAAAAUAAAGAAGAAGUAAAGAAAAGUGAAACGAUCAGAUAUCCACGAUAUGAAUCACUUAAUAAAAGGCUCGAAACAUUUGAUAUGUGGCCAAUUGGACUUAAACAAAAGCCUCAAGAUUUAGCAGAGGCUGGUUUCUUUUAUAGUGGCCAAUCAGAUGUAACGAUAUGCUUUUCAUGUGGAAAUCAUAUUGGAAAAUGGGAAGUUGAUGAUAAUCCAUGGGUAGAACAUAACAAACUUAGUAAAGAAUGCAAUUUUCUUAAGGAAAAUAAAGAAAUUUUGAAUGAGAAUACUAAGAAAUAUGAGACAGAUAGUGAUUAUGGUUCAAUGGAAACAGAAGACGGUAAUGACGAAAAGAAUACUUCAGAAGAUAAAAUCAUUAAAGAGUGUAAAAUAUGCUUAGAAGUUAAACGUCUUCCUGCUAUCCUUCCAUGUGGACAUGUAGCUGCAUGUCAAUCAUGCAUUCAGAAACUAACAAACAAGAAAUGUCCCAUUUGUAGAACGAAAAUUGAAGAUACUAAGCAAUUAUAUUUAUCUUAA
This is a messenger RNA of Clunio marinus, 951 nucleotides long. The record is from the annotation of a GenBank genome assembly. NCBI's taxonomy places the organism in Eukaryota, Metazoa, Arthropoda, Insecta, Diptera, Chironomidae.